CGCGUGUGGUUGACCGCACUGGCUAUUGGCUAUGUGUGAACACACACACAGAACACCAAAGAAGCAGCACUACUGAAUCUAACACUCGCUUUCUACCAGGACCGGAAAGCUGAUCGCUUCGAAAACCAUCCUACUUUCUCUCUCUCUCUCACACUCUUUUUUUCAGUUGUACUUGUGUGUAUAGAGGUGGAGAAAAGGAAAUACCCUCUCUCUCUCUCUCUCUCUCUCUCUCUCUCUCUCUCUCUCUCUCUCUCUCUCGCUCUCUCUUUCUUUCUCUCUGUCCUAUGGUGGGAUAAACAUUGAAGGGAUGAGCCUGUGAUACAGCACCAGACCUGAGUGACCUGACAGCUCAAACUAAUUCGGUUCAGACAAGAAGAAAUGCUGCCAAUUGAAUCCUAGUCUCUGAUAGCAGUGGAGAGCAUCCAGACUACUUCCCGGCAGAAUACAAGACUUCUCAGAUCUGGUUCAUCGGACAGAGUGACUUGCCACGCUCCGACUGCCCCCUUAUCCCCACAAGUGGCCUCUGCAUAAACAGCAUUUCAGUAAUUUCAGGACCAAGGAAUCAAACACCUGUGUGGUUGCAGUGAGACCUCACCUCUGCUCAGCCACAGCUGUACAUGGAGAUCCCUAGCUGGGCAGAAACCAAACCAGGAAACAGGCUGUGUAAAACAGGAAGUAUUGCUCUCUUUGGAAACGUAGUGUACAGUGGGCUGCUGAACGAUCACUUCUGGCAUUUCGGGGUGCCCCUUGUCACAAGACUGGGUAACCAGGAGGCCCCAGCUCCCCCAGAAGCCAUGGCUCAGCCAUACGCCCCAGCGCAGUAUCCUCCCCCUCCACCUCAGAACGGGUUGCCUGGCGAAUACACCCACCCUGGGCAGGACUACACGGGGCCCAGCCCAGUCCCUGAGCACGCUGCUGCUCUCACGAUCUACACACCCGCACAGACACACAGUGAGCCCCCUGGCACUGACAGCAGCACGCCUUCCCUCACAGGGACAAGCAGCUUACCACAAGCAGACGAUGUGGCGCAGACAGAUGGAUCUCACCAGCUUCAGCUCCAGCCUUCAGAUUCUUCCGAGAAGCAGCAGCCCAAACGGUUACACGUCUCCAACAUUCCCUUCCGCUUCCGUGACCCAGACCUCCGGCAAAUGUUCGGGCAAUUUGGGAAAAUUUUGGACGUGGAAAUUAUUUUUAACGAGCGGGGCUCCAAGGGUUUUGGUUUUGUUACUUUCGAAACGAGCGCAGAUGCAGAUCAUGCAAGGGAGAAACUAAACGGUACAAUCGUAGAGGGACGCAAAAUCGAGGUAAAUAACGCAACAGCACGAGUAAUGACAAACAAAAAAGUGGCCAACCCGUAUACAAACGGCUGGAAGCUGAAUCCAGUGGUGGGAGCUGUCUAUGGUCCUGAAUUUUAUGCAGUGACAGGUUUCCCCUACCCAACCACAGGGGCGACAGUGGCUUACAGGGGUGCCCACUUGAGAGGCAGAGGUCGUGCCGUUUACAACACGUUCCGUGCUGCACCUCCACCCCCUCCCAUUCCUGCUUAUGGAGCUGUGGUUUACCAAGAUGGCUUCUACGGUGCUGAGAUCUAUGGUGGCUAUGCAGCAUACAGAUAUGCCCAACCAGCUGCUGCAGCUGCAGCAGCCUACAGUGACAGCUAUGGCAGAGUCUAUGCAACAGCAGACCCGUAUCACCACACGAUUGGACCUGCAGCCACGUACAGUGUGGGCACUAUGGCUAGCCUAUACAGAGGAGGGUACAGUCGCUUCACACCCUACUAGAGAGAGAGAAUCAAUCCCCCGACAAAACAAACAAACAAACAAAAACAAACAAACAAACCACCUCUACCUUCCCUGGAAAACUAAAUAGAGCAAAAAGCCUCCAGGUCAUCCCUGAACAGACUCUCGAGUUCUUGGCAUUUCAGCUAAACUUCGUCUUAUCCUGUGUGCAAACCUGAACUUAUCCAGUAUUUCUGUUGCUUUGGUAUUGAUUUGGAAUCUGUUUUGUUUGUAUUAAAAGUGUGGUCGGGACGGGAGGGGCUGAGUGACAGAGAGGAGGGGGAUGCUGUCCAGUCACUUUUCUCAUUUAGUCUCGGCUUGGAUUUAUGGGCAUGAGCUCAGCUGAUUUAUGUGGACAUCGAGUGGGCCAGGAAGUGGGUUUAUUUGCCUUACUAAAUGGCACAGCAAUGAGCAACUUAAGCAAAACAAUAGCAGCGCUAUUUCGCUAAACUCGUAUGCUAUAUUUUUUCAGUCUUUGCAUUAAAGACCUCAAAUGUCCACUAAACACUUGUUAGAAGUGGCGAUGACUGCUAUUCAUUUGAAUAUGAAGAAAAAAUCUAUAAUGCAUAUGCUAUCUGUAAAGUACUAAUAUAGCCUUACUAUUUUUUCCUUCUUCAGUGAAUAUCAAAGGGAAAUAUGGAUAUACACAUUAAUUUACAAAGCUCCUGCUUUCUCUUAUGGAGUCUAUGAUUGUUUACCUGAACUAUAUUGUAGUAGUGUUAUAACUGAUAGUCACUUUGAUUAAUAGAACAUUUUUAAAGUAAUUCUCUGUCACUCGUGGCCUCUGUCACGCCCUCUUUCUCUUUUAUGUACUGUUCUAUAACCCAAUGAAAAUAGCUGGCUAUAUGAUUGCAAAUGUAUGUCAGUUAGUGAGACUGCUGUUAAGUUCUUUUCAAUAUUUGUUAUUAAAAAGUAUUCCAUUGCCACAGAUGGGCUUAAAAUGCAGUUACAUACAGGAUUUUAGUCGCAAAAUUAUUGUUUUUUAAUAAAGCAAUAAAUGCAGCACAUCUGGGUAAAUAAACAUUUUCACAAAUGCAAAUUUUAGUUAGUUACAGGCAAUAAUAACAAACUAAACAAAAUAAUCUAACAAUACACAUGCAUAUUAUUAUAAUGUUUCUUCACUAACAUUUUCAACAAACCCUGUAUACAAACACAUCUCCCUGUAGCAAAGCAAAUAUUCAUGAACGAAGGUCCCCGGAAAGGUUUCCUUCAGUUUUAAUCUGUUCGAUGUCAUAUAAAGAGCGCACACUUAAUCAAGGCUGCUUCUGCUGCUCAGAAAACAUUCUGUAAAUAAACACAGUGCAGUAAUGUGGAAAGAGAGAACACUUCCCCACUACACGGUCUAUUGCACCCUCUAGCUGAUGAGAUGUCCACAAUCCCAUUGCAACAACAGAGAUGACAGGGAGAGCAAUUACCGCUCAGAGCUGAAAUCUCCAUUGCACUCAUGUUAAUAUGGACUAUGCGGUCUGCUUGGAAAUGACUCUUAAUAUAUAAUUUAAAUACCAAAAAUACAGAGAUAUAAGAGAAAUCGGACUAUGGGGAAUGGUUAGUUCAAUUUAAAAGAAUAUAAAAAUACAGACUGGGUCCACAUCGCUUGGGAAGCUGCACUUUUUGCUGAGAGUAUCAGUUAUGAUUUUCUCAACAACAUUUUCAGGUAUUGAUUUGCUGUUGAGUUACAUGUUAUGUUCUGAGAGUAUGUGACCGAGUCAUAGAUCUUCGGAGCAUUAUAAGUCAAGCCCAAAAUGUACGCGGCAGAUAGGCCAGCCUUAGAAUUCCCAAUAAGAAUGGGAAGAUUUAAGUGAAUGUGCAGGGGAACAGUUGGAAAUGGGACAAACACCUCAUGUUUCGGAGAAAUUAGUGAAUACUCAACAUGUAGAAUCUGACCCUAGAACAGUGAUUCUCAACUGGUCUUGCUUCCAAACCCAAAUUUUACAUUAGACAUUAAGUGGCUACCCAACAUAGAACCAAAAUUUUUUAUUGUACAAAAUAUCAACAAAAAUGUCCGUAAAAUCUAAUAUUGAAAUUUUUGUAAUAUUACAAUGAACUGCAAAAUGAUUAACAUGAAAUACAGUAGGCUGAAUAGGGAAAAUGUAUCAUUUUGCUUUCUAAUUGUUCUAAAUUCUUGGACAUCAUAACCAUAACAGAGUAGUGCUCUCAGACUAGCGAUAUAUUUUCAUAAAGAUCCAUCUAGAUAAUCCUUAAAGGUAUAGUUCACCCAAAAAUUAACAUUUUGUCAUCAUUUAUGCCACCUCAUGUUGUUCCGAACCCGUAUAACUUUCUUUCUUCCAUGGAACACAAAAGUGGACGUUUGGCUGAAUUUUAGUCUUAGUCCCCAAUCAGUUUUAUUGUAUGAAGAAAAGGUGCAAUGAAAGAGAAAAGUGACUGUAGCUAAAAUUCAGCCAAACAUGUAUCCACUUUUGUGUUCCACUGAAAAAAAUUAUGUUUAUUUAUAUUUAAAAUAUAAAAAACAUUUUUUUAUUUUAUUUUUUUUUAUUUUAUUUUUUUGGUGAUCUAUCCCUUUAAAAAUUCUUCUUUCGAAGGACAAGCAACAUUACACUAAGGUGAGAGCUUUUAACCCCAAGGUGACAUUUCCCUGUGGCCCAACACUUUAUACAGGACUUGUGAUAAGACAUUUCAGACCUUUAGAGAACUGAGAGAAAGAAAGAGUUGGUAGUAAUCCUCACAGUGAAAUAGGACCCCCCUCGUUUCCUGGUAACUCAGGGCAUUGAUCAUGUCCCCUCAGAAACACACACCCUGCCCUGUAAAUAGCAGCCUGCACCCCUCAAAUGGAAUUGUAAGGGUGGAGUUAUAGGAGAAGGGGAAAGAAACCAGGGUAGAGAGGCAGCAUCCAAAGUAAUUUACUCCACAGAUUAAAGAUAACAGCAUUGAGUCAAUAACCACUGAUCUCAUUUGGAGAUACACUAGGCCGGCCGGGCUUGUGGCACAGCCGUUGUGCUCAGUCUAUUACCAUAGCUGUUGUGGCUGCCUCUCCAGACACAGCAUUCUCCCGUAAGUGUGAAAUGUCAUGCAGCCUAUUGUAAAACAUAGAUUAGAUGCAUUGCUUUUUUUCCCACCUUUGUAGGGAGAAAUCUACAGAGCAACAUAAUAUUUCACAUGAACGAAUGUGUCCUUGCUUCCCUAGUGCAGGCUCCUGCUCACUUUGCUCUGGGAAAAAAGGCAAAAAAAAAAAAAAAACUUGUUUAGGGAGCAAAAGAUGAACAAUGACUGAAAUUGUACAGGUGACACCAGGAGCAGUAAAAUUUCAAUUAUGUAACAUACACCUGCGAUACAUUAACAGAAGUUGCUACAUUGCUUGGCAACCGUAAACGGCCAAUGAACAUUUUGACAAAUAAACAGUAACACAUUAACAAACAUUAUAUAAUGCUUAACAGAUCAUUAGUUAAUGUAUAUUCAUUUAGUUAGAAUAUAUAUGAACUGAGCACUUUAUUAGGAACACCUGUACACCUACUUAUUCAUGCAAUUAUCUAAUAAGCCAAUCGAGUGGCAGCAGUGCAAUGCAUAAAACCAUGCAGAUACUGGUCAGGAGCUUCAGUUAAUGUUCAUAUCAACCAUUAGAAUGGGGGAAAAUGUGUUUUCAGUGAUUUCGACCGCGGCAUGAUUGUUGGUGCCAGACGGGCGUAGUAUUUCUGUAACUGCUGAUCUCCUGAGAUUUUCACGCACAACAGUCUCUAGAGUUUACUCAGAAUGUGCCAAAAACAAAAAACAUCCAAUGUGCGGCUGUUCUGCGGGCAGAACCUCCUUGUUGAUGAGAGAGGUCAACGGAGAAUGGCCAGACUAGUUUGAGAUGACAGAAAUGCUACGGUAACCCAGAUAACCACUUUGUACAAUUAUAGUGAGCAGAAUAGGAGCAUCUCAGAAUGCACAACUCAUCGAACCUUGAGGCGGAUGCACUACAACCGCAAAAGACCAGGUCGGGAACUUUAUUAGAUCCAUAGUGUUCCUAAUAAAUCAUUCAGUGAGUGUAUGAGACAGUGUUCCUAAUAAAGUGCUUAGUGAGUGCAUAAAAUACGCAUUUUAUUGAAUUUUUUUUUUAUAAAAGCAUUUUUAUUUUACCAUGGUCAAAGUUGUGUCACAUCUAAAAACACCCCUUAAUAGUGGUCAGAUUACUGUAAUGCACGACAUCUCGUUGCUUAUUCUUUCUCUUGUGAACAUAAAUAACAUUUUAAGAAAUCAACUUUGAGCAUAUUUCAAUUGCCUUGAAAUGUGAGAGCCAUUCAUGGCAGAAUACCAAGUUUGGUUGGGCUUCCAAGAAAAAUUACAGACGUUCCUGAAACAUCCCCUGAUUGCUAACCAGAACACCAGACAUCCAAACUAUUGCUCACCAGAAACCAAAAUUCAAAAGCUUGUUAUCUGUGGGAAUGGAAUAUCUUUGCUACCCAAAGUAUUUAAUAUACACUGUAAAUAACAUUCAAAUGUGUUCUGUUUUCUCUAUUCAAGCUUUGACAUUAUAUAUUCUUUCUUGUUUUACUUUACCUUUUUAUUGUUAUAUCCUAUUUAACAAUGCUUUAUAGGUGUUGAUAAAUUUGAAAAUUAAAAAACAGUACAUAAAUAACACAAGUGUGGCAGAAGAAAACAGCGCCACUACAGAGUACUUCAAAAACAUAUCUAUAUGAGAUAAAAUACAAAGUCUUUCUUUUUUAAGCGUAAUACACCCUAAAGAAUACUAUGUGGUAACAUUUUUAUAUUAUAUAACAGGCUUUAAAUCAAAUUUGUUUAUACCUUUUCUGAUGAGAGGAGAGAGCAUAGUAUGCCAAAAUGUGUUUCUGAGUCAGUAACUCUGUGCUGUGUGUUGUUGAGCUAUUUAAAUGUAUGUCCUUUUUCCAAAUAGCAGGAAGGUAUUUAAACUGCCCUCUGACCAUAUAUGUGGCUGACACAAUUUUAAUUGACUUUGUUGCAUUCUCCAGAUAUGUUCUGAGGAUGAUUGUAAUUUUUUUAUAGUGGUAAUUUAAUUUUAAAUGAAUCACAUAUUGUGUUCUGUGUUUUGUUUGCCCUCAAAAGUGGUAAAACUGUUUAGUUUAACCAUGAAACCCAUGCUUCCUCUUGGUAAAUAUCUAUGCAGAAUUGUAAAUGAAUCUGAUUGAGUUAACUCAUGCAAAAGGCGAUCAUAUUCUCUACUAAGCAUUUCCAUCUCUAUUUCAGCCAAUUAAAUGAAUUAAGAGACUAUACUAGGACUCAAUCACCCAUUUAUUUAAUUCCAGCAUUAAAGCAGAGAGAGGAAAUACAGGGCUGGGCAUGAAAUGACUGCUGAGUAGACACUUUGCAGUCUUCAAAACGAAUGUGUGAGCUUGCAGAUUGACAAGAUGGAAGUCUUCGUCUUGCAUGGACGCUGCAGUGGGCCAUUAAAAGAUUGCCUGUUUAAUUAGCUCUGUUAAUGCAGUCAUUUGUAAGAUGGCACCCUGGGCCAGGGGCCAGUCAAUCCGGCAGCAGAUUUUCACUAUCUUUCAUCUCUCCCAAUUUGAUGGCACAAAUAGUAAUUUACUAAGAGGUCUUUUUGAGAGUGCAAACAGGACAGAAUUAAAGCUACAAAUUUAUUUGAUUUAUUUAAAUAUUAAAUUGAGAAAAAAAAACUAAAUCGCAUUACUUAUUUCUCUGCCACCCUUCUGCUGUUUCGCUCCAUACAACUGCUGAAAUAGCAUAGAAUUAUGUCAAUAAUAGACCUUAACUGGGCAAUAACACAAUUUAAUAUUACAUCUGCUGUAUAUCUUCUCUUAUCUCAUUAACUUUCUGCAUUUUUAUAGAGUCAUUUAAAAUUGUGUCUAUUCGAUGUGCUGUUUCAUUGUGCAAUUUUCUUCUGUAUGGAUUUUUAGAAAAUGUUUUUAAAAAAAUAAGCAAAAAAGGUACUCUUUGUACAUAUUACUAUAUAUAAAUAUACUGUAUGUGAGUACAUACUGCAAACAUCUUUUAUAUGUAUAAUCCAUAGUAUUAAAUGUGUACUUGCUGUCCAUUUCAUGUACAUUGUGUUAGGAAUUUUCAGCUUAUACAAAUUGCAUCAUCUGGUAAAACCCGACUGGUACUACAUUCUGCCCUCAUAUAUCCAUUUGUUUUUAGACUCUAAAAAUUCAGUACUUAAAGCUAUGUACAUAAAAUAAAAAUAUCAAAUACUUAAGCAAUUUUUGUGUCUAAAUAAAAGAAAAAUUAUA
Molecule: messenger RNA, 7939 nt
Organism: Myxocyprinus asiaticus (Chinese sucker)
Lineage: Eukaryota; Metazoa; Chordata; Actinopteri; Cypriniformes; Catostomidae
Product: RNA binding protein fox-1 homolog 3-like
Exons: 18
Coding region: 618-1781 (387 amino acids)
Biological process (GO): nervous system development; regulation of alternative mRNA splicing, via spliceosome
Cellular component (GO): nucleus; cytoplasm
Molecular function (GO): mRNA binding
Source: RefSeq, a predicted model, not a curated record